GGGGAUUGAGCCGUGCGGGCGUAGUGCGCGGAGCGGAGGGCAGCAGCAGCCAUGCCGGUGGACCUGGGGCUGUGGAGCGGGCCGCUGAGCCUCACCGAGGUGGAGCAGAAGCCGGCGCACCCGCUGCGUGUCAAGUAUGGCUCCGUGGAGAUAGACGAGCUGGGCAAGGUGCUCACGCCCACUCAGGUCCAGCAUCGCCCCACCAGCAUCGAGUGGGAUGGCUGUGAUCCGCAGAAGCUUUACACCCUGGUUCUCACAGACCCAGAUGCUCCUAGCAGGAAGGACCCAAAGUUCAGGGAAUGGCAUCACUUCUUGGUGACCAACAUGAAAGGCAACAAUGUGGGGAGUGGGACUGUGCUGUCAGAUUACGUCGGCUCUGGACCUCCCAAGGGAACAGGGCUGCAUCGCUAUGUGUGGCUGGUGUACGAGCAGCCGAAGCAGCUGACCUGCAACGAGCCCAUCCUCUCUAAUCGCUCUGGUGACAAACGAGGGAAGUUCAAGGUGGCAUCUUUCCGCAGCAAGUAUGAGUUGGGGGUGCCGGUGGCUGGCACUUGCUACCAGGCAGAGUGGGAUGACUAUGUGCCAAAGCUCUACGAGCAGCUGUCAGGGAAGUAGGGCAAGGGGCCCCGAAGAAGCACUGUGCAGCAUGCUCUGCGCCCCUGGAGACCAAGCUGGUCAAAGCACAUCGCUGUAGUUUUGUUUGAUUAGUGAGUUGAACCCAACUGCUCCUGUGCUGACUGCUGGAACUGUAACCCUGUCCCUGGCCUGAACCUGCUUCUGUGUCAGUGUGGUCCAGACCUGUGCUGUGCUUCAGCUGAUUCCUGUAGGUACAGGUAAUCGCUAGCUAGAUGAGCUUCUGACAAGGUGUCCCGCUAAGGGCCACCCCCUCCAAGCUGACCUGCUUAUGGGAAACCAAACCCUCUGCGAAUUAGUGUCACUCAGUGUCCCUCCUGUACUGAAAUGGUAUUAUGUGGCAGCAGUGUGGGUACAGAACCACUUCUGGGUUGGUGCUGGCAGUGUAGCCUCCCCUUUCCAGGAGAGGAAAUGGCAGUCUAAGGGAAACUACCGUUCUUUUGGUUUUGGUUUUUUUGUUUUUGUUAUUUUUUACCCUCAAGUAUUUGGCCAGUGCCUCCACUUCACUGAAGUGAACCACUAAAACAGUGAAGGCGUAGCUGGUAGGAGGAGGCAGGGAAGCUAGUUUAUAGCACUACCUUCUGUUCUCUGUUGCCACUCAAAGCUGAGAGACCACUGUCAUUUUGUUCAAGUUCUGUUGUGACCUGAUGUUAACGUGCUGUUUGCUCACAGUGCAAUUAAAAACUUACCAAGGUG
Messenger RNA from Harpia harpyja (harpy eagle), 1329 nucleotides. It is a transcript of the gene PEBP1, whose product is annotated as phosphatidylethanolamine binding protein 1. The transcript is spliced from 4 exons. The record is from RefSeq and is a predicted model, not a curated record. Lineage: Eukaryota; Metazoa; Chordata; Aves; Accipitriformes; Accipitridae. Gene Ontology annotation, biological process: negative regulation of MAPK cascade. The coding region runs from base 52 to 615 and encodes 187 amino acids.